ACCAUCUACUAAGGCAGAAUCAAUUACUCAUCACUUUUUAACAUCUCAAGACACAAAAACUUCAUAAAAACUUUAACAGAUAGCAUGUCACUACCUACUAAUACAAAAUUAUUUGCACAGCAUUUAUCAACAUCUGAACCUCUGGAAGCUUCGUUCAGACAAACAGUUAAUGUCUCUCCAAGUACAUCCCCAAAAUCAACAGCUGAAUUUCCAGAAACUACACAAAAAGUUACAGUGUCACCAUCUGCUUUUUCAGAAACAUCUAGAUAUUACUCCUCAACAUCUGAAACUCUAGAAACGUCAUCAACGAACUCAGUCAAAGAUUCAGUACAUACUUUAUUAGAAUUAUCUACAGAAAAUUUAACAUCUUCUCCGCAUCACUUGUUAAUGUCUGAAAAUUCAUCAACACCAUCAGUUACAACAUCACAAGCUAUGUCGCCAGAACCAUCAUCAGUUGACUUCUUGACAUAUGAAAUACAUGAAACUUCAAAAAUGUCAUCAACACCAUUGAUUACAACAUCAUCUAUGUCACAAGAAUCACCUCCAGAUCACUCAUCAAAAUAUGAAUCAGCUAAAACUGUAUCAACACCUUCUAUUUCCUCAGAAGCAUCUACAAAUCAUUCAACAAGUAAAUCUACAGACACAUCAACAAAAUCAACUGUUACAUUACCCUCUUCUUUCACUAAAUUAUUUACACAUCACUUCUCAAAAUCUGAAGUCACAAAAACUUCAUCAAUUCAAACAGAUAGCUUGUCACAACCUACUAAAUCAGAACCAUUUACAGAUAAUUUUUCAGCAUCAGAGUCACAAACAGUAACAAACAGUUAA
This is a messenger RNA of Tachysurus fulvidraco (yellow catfish), 828 nucleotides long. Its product is annotated as endochitinase A-like. The record is from RefSeq and is a predicted model, not a curated record. The transcript is spliced from 2 exons. NCBI's taxonomy places the organism in Eukaryota, Metazoa, Chordata, Actinopteri, Siluriformes, Bagridae. Bases 85 to 828 code for a protein of 247 amino acids.